Molecule: messenger RNA, 11445 nt
Organism: Lymnaea stagnalis (great pond snail)
Lineage: Eukaryota; Metazoa; Mollusca; Gastropoda; Lymnaeidae
Source: the annotation of a GenBank genome assembly
CCCGUUUCCGUUAAGCCGCACUAAAUACGUUACACAUUAUUUAGAAGUGUGUUCAACUCAACUGUGCUCUAAUAAUUUCAGAACUACUUGUGACAUUUAUUAAAAUUAUUUGUUUAACGUCAAAAUGUCGUUGUUACUAAUGUACUACAUGAGCGAUGAAGGCGAACGUAUGUACACAUUGAAGGUAAAAUGUUAAAAAAACAUAUAGAGUUGACAGUAAUUAGUAAUAGUAGACUACUAAUAAUAAUAAGUACUAAGUAACUCCAACUUGACUUCAACUGUUUAAUUAAGUUAAUAUUAGGUACUUCGGUAAGUCAAGGGAGACUACUACUUUUUGUGUAUGGGAUUUCGCAAUCGGCGCCAAAAAAUCCGAGUUUUUAAUUUUCCGAUGUGUGUGUCUAUUUAUUAUUAAAUUAGUACUUUCGAUAUGUAUUUGAGUUCCGUUUUCGGCCUUAUAAUUAGGUAGACAUCUUGGCCUACAUUUUAAUCAAUUUCUUUUUCAUUUACAAUCAGUCAGCUUUGAGAAAAUCCUUGGUAAAUAUAAGGCAACUUUCAUCAUUAAAAUUAAGUCGAAGGAAAAAAUUUGUCACUACCAAAUUUUUUUUGCAUCUGGGGAAUCUAUUGAUCUACAUGUAUGCCAAUUUUCACAGCGAUAAGUGUCUUACGAGAGACGCUAUGUUUCUGCGCGUUCGCAGCAGGUCAUGCAGCUCGCUCAACCUAAUUUCGUCAUGGGGUGGGCCACGCCCCCUUUGUAAUGGCGGAAGUUGCCGAUACUUAGGAAAUAUUAAUUUAUUACCACUAUCUACAUCAAAAUAAUUGAUAACUUGUGUUUCAGAAUGCAUUUUGAAGACAUUUAAACUGGAAUGUUUUAAUUUGAGCUUUAACAACCCGGUAGAAUCCAUAUUAUAAAUGAUCAGAAUUUACCGUGUGCAACACGUUGUCAUUGGCAACCAUUCACAGCCACUUGCAUAAUGACUGUAUCGUAGUACUACCUCAGAGUUUCAUUCAUAAGAGUUUGCCGUGUGCAAAAACUACUAUACCAUUGGUCAGGGAAAGCUUUAAUUAAUUAUUCAUGUGCCAAAGUUGAAAGUUUAAACUAAGUCGACCCUAAACAGUAUUUUAGUGAUAAGGCGAUGCGUUGCCUUAUAUAAAGUAUAUAGUCAUUGCGCAUGACGCGAUCAGCGGAAUGAGGUCACAAGAUGUGGAGGUUUUGUCCAUAGUAAAAAAUACCAAACGAACUCACACUUUAAAAAUUCAUAGCUCAAAAAGUACUUAAGCUAAAAAGUUGAUUCUGGUUUCAUUUUUUUUAUUUGAAAUUAGCUCUAACUAACUGUGCCAUUAAAAAAAUUAUUUGAAUUUUUUUAAAUUUUGUAUCCAAGUGCCUAGUUAAUAUUAAUAAAAAAAUACUUUCCCUAAGGGUAGUUCAGGUGCGUAUAAAAAAUAUUAUUUCAUAACCGACACUCAAGUGGUAGAUUACCUGAUUACCUUUCACCUGCGUGUUCAGGACACACAAAACUUAUUCUACUAUAACCACAUAAAAUCAGAUAAAUCAAUGACUAAUGAAAUGUGCUCCUUCUGCAGACUUCAAAUGUAAGUACCAGGUACUAUAUUGAGAAAAUUCAAAUUCAAAAUAAUUUUUUUGAUAUUACAGUUAUUUAGAACAAAUUUCAAAUUAAAAAAAUGAAACCAGAAUCAACUUCUACGAAUUUUUAAAGUGCGAGUGGCGAGUCUGUUGGGUAUUUUUUACUGUGGAUGUUACAAAACUAUUUGUUACAAAACUAUGAUGUGUUGUAAAUUAAUUAUGUUCUGACCCAAUUGUUAAAGUAUUGGGUUUGAAAUGUUUAAUGUUUGUAUUAACAAACAAAGGUCCCUUUCCUCUACGUUAGAUUAGUACUGCUAGUAUGGUUAUGUCUAGGGUACGAUUAAUUUCCUGAUGAAGUAUUCUACACUAAUCCUACUUCACACUCACUCUAUCAUUCAAGGAAAACUCUCACUUUCAAGUCUAUUAAUACUUAAACUAUACUAAUAACACAAGAGUGGUUCAGCCCACAAUAAAUAUUUAAUUAUAAGAAAACAGAACUAUCAGCAUACAAAUUACAUAUACUAUACACAUAAACAGGAUAACAAGAUACUGCCCAAUAUUAUUGUAUAGUAGGCUCUCAAUGGCGAUCUGGUCGAAUAAGCAAGUCCCCACACACACACACCACAGCGGCCCUCUGCUCGGGUCACAACGUACUGCGGGGUUGGGCGGCUUGACUGCGUAAGUGUCUCCGGUCACUGGCACUGCGAGGAGGUAGGUGCCGACUUAUAAGUAAGUCCCACACACACACACCACAGCAGCCCUCUGCUCGGGUCACAACGUACUGCGGGGUUGGGCGGCUUGACUGCGUAAGUGUCUCCGGUCACUGGCACUGCGAGGAGGUAGGUGCCGACUCUGAACUUUACUGUGGGUAACACACACACAGUAUAUGCUACCGUCUUGUUGAUUCCUUUGGCUUAUCUCCUGCUAGUCACUGCGCUUCCUCUAACUGAACUGUACUAACUUUAGUUCCAGUUAUUAUUUGUUGAACUGUUACAACUCUGACCAAACGUUAUUUACUUUAAAAAUACUUUCUGGUCAAAUAUUCUUUACUGGUCAAAUGUUACAUACUGUAACUUAUUUCAUGUAAUUUCUUCACUUUACUUUACUUCAGUUUACUUCACUUUACGUAACUUCCGUUUACUUCACUUUACGUAACUAUCCUUUACGUAACUUUACUUAACUUAACUUAACUUAACUGGCUAGAAAUGAGAAUAAUAAAUACAAUGCAUAAGACAUAGCUAAGAAUUACAAAUCACAUCACAUUAUAAAUUAUUAAUAGUUAUCAUAUUCAAACAUUAACAAUAGUCACUAUAGUCCUAACAUUUUCUUAAUAACAUUACAUCUACGACUCUACAUACCAGUACAUAUGAAUAUGAAAUAGAACAAUACUAACCCGACACAAUCGGAUAAACACACUUUAUCAGCUAAUUAUGCCAGCCAGGCUCUUCUGACAUAAUUCAGGUAAGAGAGGCCGAUACAUGAUUUGGGCUUUCAAUAUAUACUCUAAGUUUGGCGUGCUUGUCCCGCAUUUAAGCGUGGCAUCCCAGAGUCGUGUUUAAAUGACUCACAAGCGUGGCUUCGGAUUCCGUUACGCGUUGGUCAUCAGAGUGACAACUCAGAGUUGGGACGCUUGAUAAGAAUGAGUGUAUUGCUUAAACUGGGUCAUGGCCAAAGUGAAUAAGUUAAUUUCCAUUGUUAUUUGAGUCUACUUGUAUUAUUUUAAGGCCCAGCCUAAUUGUGUCAUAUCGCGUGGGGUAGCGCUGAACGCGUGGGGAAGCGAUGGAGAGAGUGGAGCCAGCGGGUCUCACAAAGGUGAGGACCAGCGGGUCUCAACACCCCCCCCCUCUUCGCUUUGGGACAAUACCCCGUAUUGGCACACACUACAUAAUCAGAACAUUCUUUAAUACCUUGAUAUUAUACAUUUUAAAUUGAACAAUGUAAUCAAUAUUCAUAGCAAAACUACAUUAAUGGCAUAAAAAUCACACAAUUGCAAGUACAAGUUUACAUGGAAUCAAUAGUUACAAAAUUUUCAUAAUAAUAAUUGCAUUAAAACUACAUGAUGAACCUGCGAAGAAAUAGAAAUUUAAAUGGAAAAUUAGUUAUACAGAUAUCAAUGAUCAUUACUAUUCCCCAACCCGUGAAAGAAAAUCAGCUACAACAUUGUCUUGUCCCUUAAUAUAAUCUAUGUCAAAAACAAAUUCCUGCAAUGCUAAUGCCCAUCUGCAAAUUCUUGGGUUAGCAAAAUUUGAUGUUUUUAAAUAGCUCAGACAUUUAUGGUCGCAUUGAAGCGUAAACUUAGCACCUAAGAGAUAACGUGCUAAUUUUCUUACAGCCCAUACAAUAGCCAAACAUUCUCUUUCAAUGGUAGAGUAUCUGGUUUCACGGUCCAGCAGUUUACGACUGAUAUAUUUGACAGGAUGAUAAAUUCCUUGUCUCUCUUGCAUAAGGCAUGCCCCUAAUCCUUUUGUUGACGCGUCAGUACUAACAAUAAAUGGCAACUUUGUGUUAGGCAACACAAGAAUUGGGUUUUUAGACAGAAGUGCUUGAAUAGUCUUCAAUGCCUUAUCACACUCAUCAGUCCACACUACCUUAUUGGACUUACCUUUUUUAGUUAGGUCAGUGAGCGGUGCAGUUAAGGACGCGAACCCUGGAAUAAAUUUACUGUAGUAAGAGGCUAGUCCCACUAAGCUUCUGACCUGUUUCUUUGUUUUGGGCUGUUGCAGCCUGAGGAUCUUAUCAAUGUUAUCGGGAUCUGGUUGUAACGAACCUUCCCCUACCAUGUGUCCUAAAAAUUUGAUGUUGAAGAACCCUAGUUCUAACUUAGAUGGUUUGACUGUAAACCCUGCUUCUUUUAAACGCAAAAAUACCUCCCUUAGCUCUUUUAUGUGUUCCUCCCAACUGCUGGAGAAAACACAAAUAUCAUCAAAGUAAGUGAUUACUUGAUGCAGACCCUUAAACAAUUUCCUAACUAUUUUAUUAAAUGUGAGAGGAGCUGUAGCAAGACCAAAUGGCAUGUAUUUAAAUUGAUACAGACCUGAAGGAACCCUAAAAGCCGUCAAUUCUCUACUCUUUUGGUCUAACGGUAUUUGCCAAUAUCCUUUCGUUAAAUCUAACUUUGUAAAAUACUUCCCCUUAUGUAAUUUUGACAUCAAUUCUUCUUGAUCGGGAACAACCUCAGCUACGAACUUAGUGACUGCAUUUAGCUUCCUAUAGUCUACACAAGUUCUGAUUGUGCCAUCUUUCUUUUUAACUAACACUACAGGUGAAGCGUAAGGUGAAUUUGAUUCUUCUAUAAUGUCUAAUUUUAACAUUAACUCUAUUUCUUUAGCUAAAAUAUCUUGAAGAUUGUAUGGGAUGGCAUAAGGCCUUAGAGUAAUAGGUUUAUCUGAGGUUAGUUCUAUGCUAUGAUGGCCUAUAUUAGUCUUACCCGGGCUAUCUGAUAUUACUGAUUCAAAUUCUUGAAGUAAACAUUUGAGCUGUUCCCUCUGACAAUCCGUUAAUUCAGGAUUAAAACAAAUGUGGUUAUCUGUUAUUGGGCUGGAACCCAGCGUUGGCACACUACCUAGUUCUUCUGAAAUAUCUUCAUUGUCAUCAUAGUCAUCCGUCUCAUUAAUGACUGAUGCUAAUGACCCGCUCAAAAUAUGGUUUUGAGUUUCAGGUGCUUGAUUAUUGGGUGGUGAAAUAUUUUCCCUAUUAUGAAAUUUGCAUACUCUAUUGACAUGAUAAGUUUUAACUGUAUUCCCUUUCCUAACUCUAACAUUAAAUUUUGAUAUCUUUUUCUCCACUAUAAAUGGACCUUCCCAUUGGAGCAUCAACUUAUUGCCCUUUUUUGGUUUUAAAAUCAAAACAUGGUCACCGUCCCUAAUGUCUUUCUCUUUGGCAUUUCUAUCAUAGUACUUCUUGGCACUAGUUUUCUUAAUUUGGGAAUGUGUCAAUGCUGAUUCUGUCGCUACCUGUAAUCUGUUUUUAAGAUCUAUUAAAUACUCAUAAACUGGUUUCUGAUCAUCAUCGACCGAUUUAUCCGUAAAAAGUUGUUUCAAUAUGGCCAUGGGGCCACGUACUUUUCUACCAAAAACAAGCUCAUAUGGAGAUAUGCCGGUUGUUUCAUUGGGAAUCUCUCGAUAUGCAAAUAGUGCAGCGGAUAUGAAUCUAUCCCAAUUCUGAGGUUCAUUUUCUGCUAACUUCCUUAAAAUAGUUUUUAUUGUCCCAUUAAAUCUCUCAACCAUGCCGUUUGACUGAGGGUGGUAUAUUGAGGAUUUUGUUGGACGAAUGUUAAAAAAUUGACAUACCUGGUGAUACAUUUCAGAACGGAAUUGUGGACCGUUAUCUGACAGUAUAGUGUGAGGGAAACCUACUCUACAAAAAAUUGCGAACAGUCCUUCCUGAAUGUCCUCUGUCGUUAUGUUUUUCAACGCUAUUGCCUCUGGCCAUCGCGUGGCGGUGUCAACUAAUGUCAAAAUAUACCUAUUUUUCCUAUCUGUCAUCUGUAGUGGACCUAUGAUAUCUAUAGCUACUUUAGUGAAUGGAGUACCUACAAUGUCUGUGGUUCCUAAUUCUAUUUUUCUAACUGUCCCUGGUGGUCUAGCUUUUUGGCAUGUAGGACAAGAUCUAACAAAGGCUUUAAUAUCUUUGUCUACGUGAGGCCAAAAAAAUUCUGAAUAUACCCUAUCUCUAGUUCUACGAAGGGACAUAUGUCCUGCUAAUGGAGUGGAAUGGGCUGCUUCUAAUACUAAAUGCCUUUUAGAUUUAGGGACUACUAAUUUACAGUUUGUUCUAGACUGAUCUGAAUGAUAAGUAAAUAUCCUGUACAAGAGCCCAUCGGUCUCUUGAAACGAAAUAGACCCUGACUUUGUAAUUUCUUGUGUAUUUGAUUUCGCCUUUUCCCAGAGGUGAUUUAAUUCUGGAUCCGCUAACUGUUCCUUUCUGAAAUCGCAACUAUCAAUAGCUACUGUAUAGUUCGGUGGGGACAGAGACUGUGUUUGUUUACUCUGUCCAGACGCGUCACAGCUGACCGCACCUGUCGGUAAACACGGUUGGCUAACUUGACCUACAAAUCCUGUUAGUGGUUUUACAUCUGCUCUUGGGUCAUGAUUAAUACCCAUCUGGCUCAAAGCGAUUUUGUAUUGUCGCUCACUCUCUUCGUCUUUUAGUUGUAAUUCUAAUUUCCUUAUUUCAAAGUUUCUUAGUGCUAUUUCUUUCUUAUCCUGACGUAUUUUUUCUGCCCUUUCUUCCUGUUCCCGACGCAAUAUAUCUGCUCUCUCUUCUUGUUUUGCCUUUUCCUCUCUCACGUAAUGCCCUAUAUCUUUACCUGUUAGCCCCAUCUCGGUAGCUUCGUCUUUAAGUUCCUGGAUCGACUUCAUUGUCGUUAUCUUAGUCUUAGUCAAACUGACUAUACGGUUUCAAUAAACACGGCGGAUAUGCAAAAAAUAAAAUAAAACUAUGACAAUAUACGUAUACGAAACAACUCAAAACGCAAGACUUGACAAAACAAUAACACUUUCCCGUGACAAUUCCCUACAAACACGAUAAGACAAGACAAAGGCUGAAAAAAAAAUGUUUUGAUAUCAAGAACACAAAGAGAAGAGAAGAUAGUAGACGACACGUAACUUAACACUCCCUGAAACAAAACUGACACCACGACUAACACUUAGCAAGAACUAUAUAGAGUAAAAUCCCCAGCGAACUUUAUCGCUCUUACGGGUAAACGAAUUUUACCUAUAUAUAUCUAUAGACCCUACUAGAAAUGGGAGCAUUCAAACUAACUUCUCAAUAAGGAAAAGAUACUGAAAAUGCUACGACCCUCCUUGGAGAUAACAAAGAACAAAUAAACGAAUAAUGAAUGUAACCAAACUGGUUGUGGUGGACUGUAAGCGGAUAAAAGAUGAAAACUUAAAAUUCAAACCCUCCGCCGAACACACCCACAAUCAAAUGACGCCUGUCACACAGCCUGUGGUUCCACCUCAAUUAGCAGGAAGACACAACGUUGACCUAGAUUCCUGACCCAAAAGGCCCUAUUGUAUAGCGUCGAAGCGUGUUAGUGUACUACUGGUACGUUGUAGCAGGACCGUGAGACUUCUCUCUCCGAUGUGUAACAAGGAAUAUGGGGAGAGAAUGUUUACACAAUAAACGAUAACUGUUAGUUAAUAACAAUACUUUCUCAUUUGACUAAAACCAUUUGCACAUAAAAGUUAAAGUAACAAUAAAGUGAAAAAAUUCAAACUAACUUAAAGCAAUAUCUUUAAAAUACAAUCUAAUCAAUAUAAUAUAGAUCGUUAAAUUCAAUAUGAUCAAAUCACCCUUGUACUAAUCUACGUAUUUGUUUAGACGAGCCCCCAAUUGUUACAAAAAAUUGUUGCUAAACUAAACUAUGAUGUGUUGUAAAUUAAUUAUGUUCUGACCCAAUUGUUAAAGUAUUGGGUUUGAAAUGUUUAAUGUUUGUAUUAACAAACAAAGGUCCCUUUCCUCUACGUUAGAUUAGUACUGCUAGUAUGGUUAUGUCUAGGGUACGAUUAAUUUCCUGAUGAAGUAUUCUACACUAAUCCUACUUCACACUCACUCUAUCAUUCAAGGAAAACUCUCACUUUCAAGUCUAUUAAUACUUAAACUAUACUAAUAACACAAGAGUGGUUCAGCCCACAAUAAAUAUUUAAUUAUAAGAAAACAGAACUAUCAGCAUACAAAUUACAUAUACUAUACACAUAAACAGGAUAACAAGAUACUGCCCAAUAUUAUUGUAUAGUAGGCUCUCAAUGGCGAUCUGGUCGAAUAAGCAAGUCCCCACACACACACACCACAGCGGCCCUCUGCUCGGGUCACAACGUACUGCGGGGUUGGGCGGCUUGACUGCGUAAGUGUCUCCGGUCACUGGCACUGCGAGGAGGUAGGUGCCGACUUUGAACUUUACUGUGGGUAACACACACACAGUAUAUGCUACCGUCUUGUUGAUUCCUUUGGCUUAUCUCCUGCUAAUAACUGCGACUCCUUUACUGAACUGUACUAGCUUUAGUUCCAGAUAUUAUUUAUUGAACACCUCUGACCAGUUAUUUACUUUACAAAUACUUUCUGGUCAAAUAUUCUUUACUGGCCAAAUGUUACAUACUGUAACUUAUUUCAUGUAAUUUCUUCACUUUACUUUACUUCAGUUUACUUCACUUUACGUAACUUCAGUUUACUUCACUUUACGUAACUAUACUUUACUUAACUUUACUUAACUUUACUUAACUGGCUAGAAAUGAGAAUAAUAAAUACAAUGCAUAAGACAUAGCUAAGAAUUACAAAUCACAUCACAUUAUAAAUUAUUAAUAGUUAUCAUAUUCAAACAUUAACAAUAGUAACUAUGGUCCUACCAUUUUCUUAAUAACAUUACAUCUACGACUCUACAUACCAGUACAUAUGAAUAUGAAAUAGAACAAUACUAACCCGACACAAUCGGAUAAACACACUUUAUCAGCUAAUUAUGCCAGCCAGGCUCUUCUGACAUAAUUCAGGUAAGAGAGGCCGAUACAUGAUUUGGGCUUUCAAUAUAUACUCUAAGUUUGGCGUGCUUGUCCCGCAUUUAAGCGUGGCAUCCCAGAGUCGUGUUUAAAUGACUCACAAGCGUGGCCUCGGAUUCCGUUACGCGUCGGUCAUCAGAGUGACAACUCAGAGUUGGGACGCUCGACAAGAAUGAGUGUAUUGCUUAAACUGGGUCAUGGCCAAAGUGAAUAAGUUACUUUCCAUUGUUAUUUGAGUCUACUUUUAUUAUUUUAAGGCCCAGCCUAAUUGUGUCAUAUCGCGUGGGGUAGCGCUGAACGCGUGGGGAAGCGAUUGAGAGAGUGGAGCCAGCGGGUCUCACAAAGGUGAGGACCAGCGGGUCUCAACAGUGGACGAAACCUCCACAUCUUGACUUGUGACCGCUAAUCGCGUCAUGCGCAAUGACUAAAUAGUUUAUUUAAGGCAAAGCAUCCCUUUAUCACUAAAAUACUGUUUAGGGUCGACUUAGUUUAAACUUUCAACCUUUGGCACAUGAAUAGUUAAUUAAAGCUUUCCCUGACCAAUGGUUUAAUAGUUUUUGCACACGGCAAACUCUUAUGAAUGAAACUCUGAGAUAGUAGUACUAUGAUAUAGCCAUUAUUAAUUAUGCAAGUGGCUGUGAAUGGUUGCCAAUGACGUGUUGCACACGGAAAAUUCAUUUCUGAUCAUUUAUAAUAUGGACUCUACAGGGUUUUUAAAGCUCAAAUUUUUUUCAAAUUAAAACAUUCCAGUUUAAAUUUCAUCAAAAUGCAUUCUGAAACACAAGUUAUCAAAUAUUUUGAUGUAAAUAGUGGUAAUAAUGAAAUAUUUCUUAAGUAUCGACAACUUCCGCCAUUUUAAAGGGGGUGUGGCCUACCCCAUGUCAAAAUUAGGCUGAGCAACGUUAUGGUGAUAUGGGUCACGGGGACAAGCGUAGCGAACGUUGGACACGACCUACAUCAAUGAGAAUUGGCACACAUAUACUUCAAUAUCUAAUGCUUUUCACGAUUUAAUUAUGAAAGACCGUUUUCUUUUUAUUUCACAAAAAAUUGUGUAAGCGAAGAUGCCAUAUAUAAACCAAAGAUUUUCAAAAUAAAGGUCGAUUGUAAAAGCAAAAUAGCUGAAUGGAAAUGUAGGCCAAGAUGUCUACAAAAUUAUAAGGCCGGAAACUGAACUCAAAUAUAUGUCGAAAGUACUCAUUUAAUAAUAAAUAGACACACACAUCGGAAAAUUAAAACUCGGAUUUUUUGGCGCCGACGCCAAUUUCCGAUACAAAUUUUGAAGUAGUCUCCCUUGCUUUACCGCAGUAUCUAUCAACUGAGAAGGUAUAUCUUCCAUUUUUCAACACUUUAAACUUUAGGACUUAAUCUUAAACUAUCUACCAAAAGCACCAGGCUAUACCAACACAUUUAUUACACCGGUACUCAAUACUAUAUUCAAACACAGAACAGCUGCGGAGAGUGUUCAAAUUCUUUUCUGUGGUCGCAAGGGGAAUGGCACAUGCCCAAAUGCCAAAUAGGCACUGGAUCUGAAAUAUGAUGAUGAUCACUGAAUUUAAAUAGGGAUUAUAGAAUAAAAAAGGAGAUCUAAAAUUUGAUAAUAUAUUGCCAAAAAUUGUGUCACAAGUAGAAGAAAUCAUGUUGUCAACCUUACGUCAUGUAAAAAUAAUAGGCCUAUGCCAAUAUGCUAAUUUUUUAAAAUGUUAUUGUUAUUUCACAGAAAACAGAUCCAGAGGGAAAGCCAACAUUAUCUGCUCACCCUGCUCGAUUUUCACCAGAAGACAAGUAUUCUCGUCACAGGAUCAUUACUAAAAAACGAUUUGGACUUCUUCCAACACAACAACCUAAGAUCGUUUUAUGAUCCGGGAUUAACUUGCCAGUUAUGGACAAUUUCAAUGGAUUUAUACUUGACACUUGUGCAUAUUCAUUUCAAAGCGUACAUGAAACAAUUAUUUGCAAAUUCACUUAUAGUUACAGGCGUAAUACAGAUUUCAAUUUAAGAUUCAAUUGUAAUUUUAUUAUGUUCAAUAUUUUAGGUUCCAGUAAAAGCCAUUAAGUUGCUCAUAGCCGAAGUACACUGUAGAUGUUGGUGCUAAUGAUAAAAAAUUUAACUUGUGUGAAACUUAGUUGGAAUUUUGUAAUCCUUAUUCUUUGAAUAAUAAAUAAUAAAGAUUGAUUGGCAUUAUGUGUUAGAAAUCAUUUCUUUUAAAUUAUUUUUAAAUUUAAUAAUUAAAACAGGGCUUUACUACAACUUUUUUUUUAGGUAUAAAAAAAUGCCAUAAAAUAAAUACUUUAAAUAAAAAUUUUCUAUAAGGAAAAGCCCCAAACAAGAAUAAGUAAUUUCAAACACUUUAUUAAUGCUAAUUUCAUAAU